Echinops telfairi (small Madagascar hedgehog) is the source of this 1867-nucleotide messenger RNA. It is a transcript of the gene SGSH, whose product is annotated as N-sulfoglucosamine sulfohydrolase. Bases 1 to 1428 code for a protein of 475 amino acids. The transcript is spliced from 8 exons. Gene Ontology annotation, biological process: glycosaminoglycan catabolic process; heparan sulfate proteoglycan catabolic process. The record is from RefSeq and is a predicted model, not a curated record. NCBI's taxonomy places the organism in Eukaryota, Metazoa, Chordata, Mammalia, Afrosoricida, Tenrecidae. Gene Ontology annotation, molecular function: N-sulfoglucosamine sulfohydrolase activity.
AUGGGACCCGAUGACGGGGGCUUUGAGAGUGGCGUAUAUAACAACAGCGCCAUCUCCACCCCCCACCUGGACGCCUUGGCCCGACGCAGCCUGAUCUUCCGCAAUGCCUUCACCUCCGUCAGCAGCUGCUCUCCCAGCCGGGCCAGUCUGCUCACCGGCCUGCCCCAGCACCAGAACGGGAUGUAUGGCCUGCACCAGGACGUCCAUCACUUCAACUCCUUCGACAAGGUGCGCAGCCUGCCCCUGCUGCUCAGAGAGGCAGGCAUCCGCACAGGCAUCAUCGGAAAGAAGCACGUGGGGCCCGAGCUGGUGUUCCCCUUUGAUUUUGCCUACACGGAGGAGAACGGCUCCGUCCUCCAGGUGGGACGCAACAUCACCAGGAUCAAGCUGCUGGUCCGGAAGUUCCUGCAGUCCCAGGGCAGCAGACCCUUCUUCCUGUACGUGGCCUUCCAUGACCCCCAUCGCUGCGGCCACUCCCAGCCCCAGUACGGAGCCUUCUGCGAGAAGUUCGGUAAUGGGGACAGCGGCAUGGGGAGCAUCCCUGACUGGACGCCCCAGCCCUAUGACCCCCAGCACGUGCAGGUGCCGUACUUCAUCCCUGACACCCCAGCCGCCCGUGCUGACUUGGCCGCGCAGUACACCACCAUCGGCCGCAUGGACCAAGGUAUCGGCCUGGUGCUGCAGGAGCUGCGGGCAGCCGGCGUUCUGAAUGACACGCUGGUGCUCUUCACGUCCGACAACGGGAUCCCCUUCCCCAGCGGCAGGACCAACCUGUACUGGCCGGGCACCGCCGAGCCCUUGCUGCUCUCGUCCCCCGAGCACCCGCGCCGCUGGGGCCAGGUCAGCGAGGCCUUCGCCAGCCUCCUUGAUCUGACCCCCACCAUCUUGGACUGGUUCUCCAUCCCCUACCCCAGCUACGCCAUCUUUGGCUCCAAGACCGUGCAGCUCACCGGCCGGUCCCUCCUGCCAGCGCUGGUGUCCGAGCCUCCCUGGGCCACCGUCUUCAGCAGCCAGAGCCUGCACGAGGUCACCAUGUCCUACCCCAUGCGCUCCGUGCACCACCAGAGCUUCCACCUAGUGCACAACCUCCACUUCAAGAUGCCCUUCCCCAUCGACCAGGACUUCUACGUCUCCCCGACCUUCCAGGACCUUCUGAACCGCACCCGGACGGGCCAGCCCACGGGCUGGUACAAAGACCUCCAUCACUAUUACUACCGUGAGCGCUGGGAGCUGUACGACCGGAGCCGGGACCCCCACGAGACACACAAUCUGGCCACGGACCCCAGCUACACCCAGCUCCUUGAAGGGCUCAAGACCCAGCUGGUCAAGUGGCAGUGGGCGACCCAUGACCCCUGGGUGUGUGCUCCGGAUGGGGUCCUGGAAGAGCGGCUUUUUCCGGAGUGCCGGCCCCUCUACAACGAGCUGUGAGCGCCCUGCCACACGCGGCCCUCCCCUUGGCCAGACUGGGGGAGGACACGGCUUCGGCACACUGGCCAUCCCUCCUCCAUGCCCUGGGAGCAGAGCUUAGGCCUGGCCACUGGCCCCCAUGGGAGAGGAUACUCUGUCCUUGGGUCACGCCAUGUGGCCCAGCACAGGAAUUCAGGGAGAGCCUAGGACAGGGUGGCCCCAGCCCACCGCAAGGUGAGGCUGCUCAGGGAAGGGUGGCCACCCACGGAUCAUUCUGAGCCCUCCCCAUGAAGAUGGGCCGCCGUGUCCUGGGGGUGGGCAAGCUGGCCUAACCACCCUCAGCUCAGAAACACCACAUCUUGAUUUCAAUCAGGAUGUGGGCUGGAGGGGAGCCCUGGUGGUGUAGUGGUUAGACACGGCUGGCUGCUUUCCGCAAGGUCAGCGGUUCAAGACCACCAGC